Epithele typhae is the source of this 288-nucleotide messenger RNA. RefSeq lists its product as uncharacterized. The transcript is spliced from 5 exons. Bases 1 to 288 code for a protein of 95 amino acids. NCBI's taxonomy places the organism in Eukaryota, Fungi, Basidiomycota, Agaricomycetes, Polyporales, Epitheliaceae. The record is from RefSeq and is a predicted model, not a curated record. Gene Ontology annotation, biological process: mitochondrial respiratory chain complex I assembly.
AUGGCUUCAGGCUUCGGUAUCCACGGAGGUGUCGGCCGGUGUUUUGCGUUCUGGCAGGAGUUCUCUAAGUGCUACGCGCAGACCGACACUCCCAGCAAGUGCCGCGCACCUGCCGAGGAUUACCUCGAGUGUCUCCACCAUACUAAGGAGAUCGAGCGCGCCAAGGAGCUCAAGGCCGAGUUUAUCCGUCAAAACGAACACAAGGCCCACGAAAGCCGCAAGUUGGCGGAAAUCGCGGCGGACGGGAUCAUCAAUACUGUUGGGCUGCUACGUCGAGACGACUCGUAG